GCAGUCAGUGCGCCCUUUUGACGCUCAAACUGCAGCACAUUGACACACUUUCAACAUGGCAGCCACCUUUGGAAGACUCCUUAGGACUCCUGCAACCAGAGCAGCAGUGAGUGCGCUGAGGAGUGGAACGUCACUAACCGCAGCUCCAUCUGGGAUCAGAACUGCUGCACCGAGAGCCUGCUUCUCUAUCAGCACUUCUAGAUGGGUUCCAGCAGUUACCCAGCAUGCUCCACACUUCAAGGGUACAGCUGUCCAAAAUGGAGAAUUCAAAGAGAUCAGCCUUGAUGACUACAAGGGCAAAUACCUAGUUCUGUUUUUCUACCCACUCGAUUUUACAUUCGUCUGCCCUACAGAAAUCAUCGCAUUCAGUGACAAAGCCAGCGAAUUCCAUGAUAUCAACUGUAAGGUGGUGGGCGUGUCUGUGGACUCUCACUUUACUCACCUGGCCUGGACCAACACCCCUCGAAAGAGUGGAGGAUUGGGAAAAAUCCACAUCCCCUUGCUGUCUGAUCUCAACAAGCAGGUGUCCAGAGACUAUGGAGUGCUACUGGAGGGGCCAGGAAUAGCACUGAGGGGGCUGUUUAUCAUCGAUCCCAAUGGUGUCGUCAAACACAUGAGCAUCAAUGACCUUCCAGUAGGCCGCUCUGUUGAUGAGACGCUGCGCCUCGUUAAGGCUUUCCAGUUUGUGGAGAGCCAUGGAGAGGUUUGCCCGGCCAGCUGGACCCCAAAAUCACCCACGAUAAAGCCAACUCCAGAGGGGUCCAAGGAGUACUUUGAAAAAGUCAACUGAAAGGAACUCAUGUCAAAUUUGCUUCUUGUAGAUCAUACACAAUAUUUAGUCUGACUUGGAAUUGCACUACCCAAAUACUUCAACAGAAAAUGAUUUCAGUGAUCUGUAUAGAACGUUUGCCAUGGAUACAAAUAAAAGUGACACUGCUGUUGGUGAA
Molecule: messenger RNA, 947 nt
Organism: Neoarius graeffei (lesser salmon catfish)
Lineage: Eukaryota; Metazoa; Chordata; Actinopteri; Siluriformes; Ariidae
Gene: prdx3
Product: peroxiredoxin 3
Exons: 7
Coding region: 56-790 (244 amino acids)
Biological process (GO): hydrogen peroxide catabolic process; response to oxidative stress; cellular response to stress
Cellular component (GO): mitochondrion; cytosol
Molecular function (GO): thioredoxin peroxidase activity
Source: RefSeq, a predicted model, not a curated record